ACUUUUAGUGUCAGGAGCUCAUUUUAGGUCUAAAAGUAAAAAUUAAAAAAACUCAGCAUUCAACUUAUCAAUUCCUUACCACAGCUUGUUAAGCCUUAGUCAAAAAUAUGCCCCAACCUGUCGCUUCCAAGGCUCGUGUCAUAAAAAUUCUGAAUCGAAUUGGAGCCCGAGGCAUUCUAACCGAAGUCCGUGUGCAGCUGGUCGAUCAACCCAAGAUGCAAUUCAUGCGCACAGUCAAGGGACCUGUGCGCCUGGGAGAUAUCGUGGAUUUCGAGGACACCGAGUUGACCUGGCAAUCUUCGAGCAGGAGCAACAGCAACUUUGAAGGUAUAUGCUAAUCGGUGAUUGCUGAGUACCGUUUAAAUAAAAUGGAGAAAAAAGACCAUAUAGUAAAAAAACU
Drosophila mauritiana is the source of this 400-nucleotide messenger RNA. It is a transcript of the gene RpS28-like, whose product is annotated as 40S ribosomal protein S28. The record is from RefSeq and is a predicted model, not a curated record. The coding region runs from base 108 to 338 and encodes 76 amino acids. Gene Ontology annotation, cellular component: cytosolic small ribosomal subunit; ribosome. NCBI's taxonomy places the organism in Eukaryota, Metazoa, Arthropoda, Insecta, Diptera, Drosophilidae. The transcript has a single exon. Gene Ontology annotation, molecular function: structural constituent of ribosome. Gene Ontology annotation, biological process: translation; maturation of SSU-rRNA; ribosomal small subunit assembly.